This is a messenger RNA of Aphanomyces astaci, 2031 nucleotides long. RefSeq names its product histidinol dehydrogenase. Gene Ontology annotation, cellular component: cytoplasm. Gene Ontology annotation, molecular function: metal ion binding; NAD binding; histidinol dehydrogenase activity. The record is from RefSeq and is a predicted model, not a curated record. NCBI's taxonomy places the organism in Eukaryota, Oomycota, Saprolegniomycetes, Saprolegniales, Verrucalvaceae. Bases 34 to 1428 code for a protein of 464 amino acids. The transcript is spliced from 4 exons. Gene Ontology annotation, biological process: L-histidine biosynthetic process.
GCGUGGUAAUAUAGUUAUCCGCGAAUUAUCCGAAUGUUCCAUACAUACUUCAAGUCGUUUUAUUCCAUCAACCGCAUGUUGGUUGUGAAAUGUCCGAUCUUCGGAUUCACUUUUGAACUUCGACCCAAAUCCCGAGCGAGUUCCAUCAUGACCAGCACUGGCCUUCGAACCAUCCGUCCUGAAGAUGUCCGCGCGUUCGCGUAUGACCCCGUGGAGCCCCUUGCCCUUGAGCAAGCACGUAGCAUUGUCAACGACGUGAAAGCACGUGGGGAAACCGCAGUGCGAGAACAUGCCGUGCGACUAGGCGACCUGCCAUCGACGUCAGCGCCGUUGGUGUACUCCCGCGACGACAUGAAAACAGCGUUUGAAUCCUUGUCCAUUGGCGAGCAAAAGUUGCUGGAGCGCACGAAGCAGCGUAUCGAAGCGUUUGCCAUCGCCCAGCGCGCGUCGAUCCAGAGUUUUUCGCGCGCGAUUCCGGGGGGUCAAGCGGGCCAAGACGUGUCGCCCAUGCAAGUCGCAGGGUGCUACGCUCCUGGUGGCAGAUACCCCUUGCCUUCGUCCGUGCUUAUGACGGCGUUGACUGCGCGAGUGGCGGGCGUAUCGACUGUGAUCGUCGCGUCUCCCCGUCCCGCCGUCGCGACGUUGGCUGCUGCGUACAUUUCCAACGCGGACCUGCUCUUGGCCGUCGGUGGCGCGCAAGCCGUUGCCGCGCUCGCGUACGGUCUAGAUGGCACCGGCAUCUCCGCGUGCGACAUCAUUGUCGGUCCUGGCAACAAAUGGGUCACGGCCGCCAAGUCCCUCGUCUACGGCAAGUGCGCGAUUGACAUGUUGGCCGGGCCGUCGGAAUGCCUCGUCGUCGCCGACGCGUCCGCGGUGGUCCAUGCUGCGACCAUCGCGGCCGAUCUCCUCGCGCAGGCUGAACACGACACCGCCGCCGUCCCAAUCCUCGUCACCGACUCGACGGCACUUCUGGACGCCGUGAAUGCCGCCAUCAUCGACCAGCUAACGACCCUCCCUACGGCGGACACAGCGGCUGUGAGCGUGGCCAAGGGGUUCGCGGUCCUCUGUCCGACGCUCGACAGCUGCGUGGACGUGGCCAAUGUACUGGCGGCGGAACACGUCGAGAUCAUGACUGCCGACUCGCAGGCGGUGGCCGACCGCAUCCAGCACUAUGGGGGGCUGUUUAUCGGUUCCAGAGCCGCCGAAGUGCUGGGGGACUACGGCGUCGGACCCAACCACGUCCUUCCCACAGGCGGCACGGCGCGGUACACGGGUGGUCUGUCUGUGCACACGUUUCUGCGCAUUCGCACGUGGAUGCGAAUCGACGAUGGCCCGUUGUCCCAGGAAGCCGUGGCGGAUGCCGUGCAGUUGGCGAGGGUCGAAGGGCUGGAAGGGCAUGCACGUGCAGCGGAGCGCCGAUUGUUGUAGAAACGCAAGUGUAAAAAAAUAAUAGUGAUUGCUUGUAUGGACAGAAUUAAGAGUCAGACAAGAGGAAGGAUCUGGCGGAGGGUGGCCGUCUCGGUGGGAAACAAGUACGCAACGAGGUCGAGGACGUUGAGCCCGUAAUCGCGCCAUGCAAAGUAACACAUGAGCAUGAAGAAGCUGAAAUACACGACACGAUCGGCUCGAGCCAUGUAGUUGACUCGCGGUGUCGGGGAGAUGCCGUUUAACGUGUCGCGCUUGGCCUGCGCGACGAGAUCACGGAUUUUGGACUCUUCAAGACCUAGCAAUUCCUGGAGUUUAUCGACACGGAGGGCACUUGCGGCUUUUUCAACCUCAAUUGCAUCUUGGUGCCGCCGGUGCAAUGUCUUUGACGAAGUUGGAGGAACUGGUAUCUCAUCCAUGAUGUCGCCGGCCUCGUCCUCAACGGAUGCAGGAGCAUCAUCUUCCUGCUUGAUGGAGUAGUCAAAGGGCUCCCCAGGGAAGUAGCUGAGUACGAGAAUGACCAAGCCACCGAGACCGACACCAAGGGCGAUGCUUGCCGCGGACGACAGGUCGAUGUCGUUCUGCAUUCUGUUUGCGGAAUAUUGC